This is a messenger RNA of Quercus robur (English oak), 4232 nucleotides long. RefSeq names its product putative disease resistance protein At4g19050. The record is from RefSeq and is a predicted model, not a curated record. The transcript has a single exon. Bases 13 to 4125 code for a protein of 1370 amino acids. NCBI's taxonomy places the organism in Eukaryota, Viridiplantae, Streptophyta, Magnoliopsida, Fagales, Fagaceae. Gene Ontology annotation, molecular function: protein binding.
GCUGUAAUCCUUAUGAUGGCAGAAGCCUUAAAUCAUAUUAAAGAAUAUGAUUUUGAUUCGGGAGUUCGGAUGUUGAAAGGUGCUCUGGAAGAACCAGAACCCGCGGAUGUAAAUCCACUACUAGGCUAUGUGUAUGACAUGUUGGCUUGCACUGAUAUGGCUUUGAUCAAUUGUUGUUGGCAAAGUAGGCAAUUAUUUCAUAAAUUUGGAGGCAUCAAUUAUGAGGAGUUAAUAGCUUGCUGGAUACUCGAAGGAUAUGUUGGUGUUAAUGAUCAGUUUGACAAGGCAUAUGAAGAGGGAUAUUGUGUUUUGAUGAAGCUUAUAGAUCGUUGCAUACUGAAAUUACGCGAAGAUGGUCUUGUUACCAUGGAAGGACUAGCACUUACUGUUCCUGAUGAGCAUUGCCAUGGUUGCCGGACAUCAAGCUUGGGAUUGGCUUGUGUUCCUGAUGAUCAUUGCCAUGGUCGUGGGAUAUCGAGACUGGGAUUGGCUAGUAUUCUCGAGUAUGGAAAGGAGCUAGGCAUUGGGCGAGUUGCACCGGGGGAAGGCAUGAUAAAUACACCAUACGGUCCUAAAAGUUGGAACAAAGUAUCCACAAUCAUGAUAGAUGGAAGUAGUCUCUCUGGGGAAGUCCUUGACACAAUGUUUUUUCAGCCCAUGAAGAAACUCCAAGUUCUUGCGAUUUUCAAUCCCAGAUUCAAGUCACUGCCCUCGUUUUUGUUUCCAAAAACAAAAACCGAUGAUUCGUCUUCAAAACCAGAAACUGAUGAUCCAAUUCCAAAACCAAAAACCGAUGAUCCAAUUCCAAAACCAAAAACUGAUGAUCCAAUUCAAAAACCAGAAACCGAUGAUCCAAUUCCAAAAAGAAAAACUGGACUUCGCUUGCUUGUGCUCAGGGGCUGUGAUCAAUUGGAUGACAUUGAUCAAAUCAAAUACCAUAAAGAUUUAAUCGUUCUGGAAAUAUCUGGUGCUAGCUCCUUGAAGAAAAUUCCAGAUGAUUUUUUCCUGAACAUGCAACAGCUUGAAAGCCUCAACCUCUCUGCAGUCCCUUUUGAAUCACUGCCUUCUUCACUUUCCAACCUGACUAAACUACGUCGUCUCAUCCUUAAAGAGUGUUCUGAAUUGAAAAUCCUACCAAACCUAAAAAAACUUACCAACCUUGAGGUCCUUGAUCUUUCUGGUUCUACUUCUUUGGUAAAAAUUACAGACAAAUGCUUAAAACAACUCCAGAAUCUUCAAAUGCUUGACCUUUCCCAAACCCAAAUUAACCAUUUGCCCAUUCUGAAAGAUCUUAAAUCACUCACUCGGCUCAUAUUAAAAAACUGCAAAUCCAUAACCCGAUUGUCCAGAUUUGAGUUAUUAACUUCUCUCCAUAAUCUGGGUCUUUCUGGUUCUACUAUACUAAAGCAAAUCCAUGAUGAUUCCUUUAAGAAAAAAGAUGGCCUCAAAGUCCUUGAUUUAUCUGAAUCUGGAAUUCGUAGUUUACCUCCCAGUUUUACACACCUUCCUACUCUUGAGUCACUUGAUCUUUCUGGUGUCUCUAAUUUGGUCAAAAUCCCAGAACAUACCUUCGUAGAUAUGGCGUGUCUUCGUAGUCUCAACCUUUCAAACACUAAAAUUGAAGAACUGCCUUCCAUUUCCAAACUUGGGAAUCUUCGUCAGCUCCUUCUAAGUAAUUGCCCAUUGAAAAAAUUACCAGAAACGAGAGGACUUACUAGACUUGAGAAACUUGAUCUUUCUAAUGCCUCUAGUCUGGUUAAAUUCGAAGACGGCUCAUUUGACCAUUUGACUAACCUCAGCUAUCUCAACUUCUCAAACACCCAAAUUAAAAGUCUACCAUCUAUAGCCAACCUCAAAAAGCUUUGCCAACUUUUGCUACAAAAUUGUGAACACUUGUCUGAGUUGCCAUCCUUGGAUGCCCUUGAACAACUGGAGGAGCUUGAUCUAUCAGUAAAAGAAACAGAAAAUAAAUCCUCUCAAUCUUCUCGAGAACCUUUGGCAGAGCCUUUGAAAGAAACUGAGACUAAGUCACCAGUAAAAGAAACGGAAAAGAAACCUUCUGGUUCUUCUGGACCUUCGACAGAGCCUUUGAAAGAAACUGAGGCUAAAUCACCAGUAAAAGAAACGGAAAAGAAACCUUCCGAGUCUGCUGGAGAACCUUCGGUAGAGCCUUUGAAAGAAACUGAGGCUAAAUCACCAAUAAAAGAAACGGAAAAGAAACCUUCUGAGUCUUCUGGAGAACCUUCGGCAACAGUAAAAGCAACAGAAAAGAAGCCCUCUGAGUCUUCUGGAGAACCUUCGGCAGAGCAAUUGAAAGAAACCGAAGCUGCUAAAUCAUCAGUAAAAGAAACUGAAAAGAAAUCCUCUGGGUCUUCUGGAGAACCUUUGGCAGAGCCUUUGAAAGAAGUUGAAGCAAAAUUGGAGAAGAUGGUCCACCUUAGGCUGCUCAACCUAUCAGGAACAAAACUUAAGAUUAAGAUACCUCUAAUGUCCAACCUCACCAGCCUCACCAACCUUACCGAGCUUUGCCUUGGAGGUUGUAAACUUUCAGAUACUGAUCCAAGUUUGAAAACGUAUACAAAGCUAAAGCUUUUGGAUCUUUCAAAGACAGAUAUUCAAUCUUUACCAUCACUUGAGAAUCUCACCGAUCUCCGUGGUCUAAAGUUAAGAGGUUGUAGAAAACUACAGCAACUAACAAAUCUGAAGUCACUUAAAGAUUUGGAGUCUCUUGAUUUACAAGAGACUGGGGUCAAAGAAUUUCCUUCUUGGAUCUCAGAGUUGACUCAUUUGAAGCACCUUGAUUUACCAGACUUAAAGGAUCUUCAAACACUUGACUGGGGGAUGAUAAAGAACUUACCAGAGGAGCUAAACUGGGAUCAUUGUGGCAUCUUCAAGUUCAAUGAAAAUAGGCCUUGCAUGUCAUUGAGUGGCACUCAAUUUUUCCAAUAUUUGAAGGAAAAUUCUGAGUUAUGGAAGACCUAUUUCAAAGAAUUUAAAUUCUCUGUUUGUGCUCUUACGAAGGAAGGAAAAGUUUCUAGGACAGAAAAGAAGAAAGACAAAGCGUCCAUCCAACAAAAGAAGGAAGAAAAAGGUUCCAUCCAAGAAAAGAAGGAAAACAAAGUUUCGAGCCCAGAAAAUAAGGAUGACAAAGCUUCUAGCCAAGAAAAGAAGGAAGACAAAGCUUCUAGCCGAGAGAAGAAGCAAGACAAAUCUUCUAGCCAAGAAAAGAAGGAAGACAAAGCUUCAGGGCAAGAAAAGAAGGAAAACAAAGCUUCAGAACAAGAAAAGAAGGAUGACAAAACUUCUAGCGAAGAAAAAAAGAAGGAAGACAAAACUUCUAGCGAAGAAAAGAAGGAAGACAAAGCUUCCUGUAAAGAAAAGAAGGAAGACAAAAGUAGAGAUAUCUGUUGGCAUAGAGUUGACUCGAACUUCAGAAAAAUCUACUUCCAAACUCAUUCUUUUCCUGAAAAUAUUAGUAAGUAUUUGGAAAUCAUUGGAUUUGACGAGUAUCCUGGUGGUGUUGAGGAUGUGCUCAUGAAAGCCGAAUAUGUGUCUUUGAUUGAAAAUGACUUCGUCAAAAGCUUAUCAAAUUUAGGUGUGGGCAAUUUGAAAGCAAUGAAGGGCUGCUGGUUAGAGAGGUGUAACGAAAUGAAGACAAUAUUUUGCAGAGAAGAGGCAGAAGUUGAAAUGCAGAAAAAUCUAAACAUUCUAUGGGCAUCAAACCUUCCUGAAUUGAAGAGUGUGUACAGUGGGGAAAUGCAACAUGGGAGUCUCCUAAAUCUAACAAAACUGUAUUUAGAUUGUUGUCCGAUGCUUGAAGUUGUUUUUCCCUCUUCUCAGCUGCCAGAAAAUCUUAAAAUCCUUGAAGUCAAAUUCUGUGAUGAAUUGAAGACUCUGUUUAUGCCCACUAAAGUAGAAGAAUAUGAACAGCGCAAUUUACAGAAGCUUCAUCUGGUGGAACUGCCGAAGUUGACUAGCAUAGGGGUGCUGGAGGGAAGCAACAACAAGAAAAGAUUCCCAUCCUUGAAUGUAAUCAAAGUCAGGGAAUGCCCGAAUCUGCAGCACUGUGGAACAGUUCUGGAGUUGGGAGGAUCUGUGGAAAAUUCUAAGAUUGAAGAGUAUUGAUUGCAGUGCCAUCUCUACGUGGCUUUUGGAAGGGUGGGAUAUGCAGCAAGUUUGAGAAGCGACAUCCUGGUGUGUGUGUGUGUGUGUGAUAGGCAAGGUCUCUCAAU